AUGGAUGUAGAAAUAAAAGUAGCUUCUCGCGUAGACGGAGAACCUAAAGACGUAUUCGAUAUCGGCGAAACGGAAGCGUUUACUUUUCGAGGUAGAUGUCUGAUUGAAAUAGAUUUUCCCACGAAGGUUAAAGUCAAUAAAAUAGUCUUCAAACAAACCGGUAAUGCCGUCAAACAUCUUUCAUUUUUCAAUGAUGGUAAUUUGGAAGAGACUAUACGUUUGAUUGAUAAAAGGGAUGAUUUAUAUGAAACGAAAAAUGGUAAAUAUGUAGACACCUUUAAAAUGGAAGUAGAAAAUGAUAGGGAUAUCAUUGGAAUCAAAGAUUUAGAUAUGAUAUUGGAGACGGAAAAUCCACCAUCAACCAACAUUGUCAAAAUUCCACGACGCUUACACGUACACGGGCCAAUAGAAUCGAGCAAUCACGAGUUUUUACGAACAACAGACUUUGAAUACGUAAAACUGUAUUUCGCUUUAGGUGAAAAAUACACCUCGAUCGAUGUUCAUAAAAGUCAACAAGAAAGUGAGUUUAUAGUGCAUUUAUCGUUUGCCGAAGAACCCGACUCCAUCUUUGAAGGUGGUGGUUUUAUUUUUAGAGCCAAGAUAAACAUCGAAAAAGAAAAAAUACAAUAUUCCUAUCAUCUUAACGAGAACCAUACGAAAAAAAAAAUGCCGAAAAAUAAUUUUAAUGAAAGAAAUCAAAAGAUCGAGAGUGUUGGCCGAGGAGGAACUGGUCUACUUAAAAAGAUAAAUGAAUACGAAGGUGAAAAUUGUUACAUACCUACAGAUGGUCACUGUUUUAUCAAAUUCGUCAAUCGUGUUUUGAACAAAGAUUUAAAGUGUAAAUUUCAAGAAUAUAUCAACGGGUUUUCAAAAGCAAAUAGAAAAGGAGUGAUGACAUGUGCUAGAAUGAAGGAAUUCAACAAGAAAUUUAACACUUCGUUUCAAAUUUAUAAUCCCAAAAACAGACAUUUACAUCCCAGAGACGUACAUGAUGAAUUAGAUUGGGUUUUUUACUUACGCAACUCGCAUUUCUGUCUGAUUAGAAGAAGCCAAAAAAGUUUGGGAAUUCAAGAAAUAGAAGACAAUUACGAACAGGUGUGGAAAACGUGUAGAGAUGAUAACGCAGUAACACAGGUUUCACCUCUCAAACUAAACGUGCUUUCAAGUAUGAGUGAUGAUGCGUUAUUCGCUUGGGAUUGCGAAACGUAUUCAGAAAAAGACACGCGAAGCGCAAUUCCUUAUGCCUGCACUUUAAUUAAUUUAGAAAAACUAAGAAAAACGUUAGAAAAAAAUAUAUUUCCUACAGAUAAUGUAGUAGAAAUAUUUGUAGGUACAGAUUGUAUAGAUCAAAUGUUGAAAUAUUUAGGUCAAUAUGAUAGAAAGAGAUAA
Lottia gigantea (owl limpet) is the source of this 1389-nucleotide messenger RNA. RefSeq lists its product as hypothetical. The record is from RefSeq and is a predicted model, not a curated record. The transcript is spliced from 2 exons. Lineage: Eukaryota; Metazoa; Mollusca; Gastropoda; Lottiidae. Bases 1 to 1389 code for a protein of 462 amino acids.